This is a messenger RNA of Cokeromyces recurvatus, 534 nucleotides long. RefSeq lists its product as uncharacterized. Gene Ontology annotation, molecular function: fatty acyl-CoA hydrolase activity. Gene Ontology annotation, biological process: acyl-CoA metabolic process; fatty acid catabolic process. The record is from RefSeq and is a predicted model, not a curated record. Gene Ontology annotation, cellular component: peroxisomal matrix. The coding region runs from base 1 to 534 and encodes 177 amino acids. NCBI's taxonomy places the organism in Eukaryota, Fungi, Mucoromycota, Mucoromycetes, Mucorales, Mucoraceae. The transcript is spliced from 9 exons.
AUGAGUAAAGAAUUAGGGUUGCCUUAUGGAGCAACAGGACAAAUUAUUGCUCAAGCAUUGAAAGCUGCUUGGGAUAUAUGUGGAAAUACCUGUAAUUUAUCAUGUUUAACAUACUCGAGACGUUUUUCAUUACAACAUCAAAUUAAUAUGCCUACAGUGACUGAUCCAGAAAGCUUACCUUCGGAUGUCAAAUUAAUUCUAGAUAUGACUGAGAAUAUUCCUGAAGAGAUCAAAAAGAGAGCACAAAAGAAAAUAAAGGAUAUAAUUACUACUGAGGAUAUUCCUCUUGAUUAUCGUGCAGUCACUCAAUAUACUCCUGAAGAAAUUAUUGCAGUUAAUAUAUUACCGAAUCCAUGGUUCAAAACACGAGGUGCUUUGAAUGAUGAUGAUGUGAAACUUCAUGCAUGCAUCAUUGCAUAUGCUUCUGAUAGUGGAUUUAUUAGUACCUCUGCAGCAGCUAAUGGAUUCACCAAAAAUGGUCCCUGUACAAAUGAAGAACGUAGUAUGGUAUUUAUGGUCGAGAUGGAACCUUAG